UUCCGAUAAAGUUUGAGUACAAAUUCUUUUUAUGGGCAGGUUCUCAUUCUAUGCUUGAACGGGGUUUCAACUUUCAAGUUAUGAAUCAGUUCGCUUUAAGAGAGUAAUAACUCGAAAUAAUCAGUGGGAGCUGCAAAGGAGUGAGGUGGAGAGGAAGCAUAAAGAUAAUGAAAACCAGGUUGCUGAAAUUGUUAAUGAAAAGUGUGGGGAAUCGUAACUAUUGUCUCAGCAGUGGAGUCCCAAGAGAGAGAGUAGAUUGCGUGGUGAUUGGAGCAGGUGUAGUUGGAUUAUCAGUAGCCAGGGAGCUCGCCUUAAGAGGCCGACAGGUCUUAGUCUUAGACUCUGCUCCCACCUUCGGUACUGUCACCAGUUCUCGCAAUAGCGAAGUCAUCCAUGCCGGCAUCUACUACCCUCCUAAUUCCCUCAAGGCACGCUUUUGCGUAAGAGGAAGAGAGUUGCUGUACAAAUAUUGCUCUCAGCGUCAGAUUCCUCACAAGCAAAUUGGUAAACUAAUUGUUGCCACUGGACCUUCUGAGAUUCAGAAGUUGCAUUAUUUAAUGGAUUGUGGGAUUAAAAAUGGAGUUCAUGGUCUGAAAAUGAUGGAGGGUUCCGAAGCCAUGAGAAUAGAACCCGAAUUGAGAUGCUCGAAAGCCUUACUGUCACCAGUUUCUGGGAUUGUCGACACACAUUCCUUGAUGCUUUCUUUGGUGGGUGACGCUGAGAAUGGCGGCACAAUCUUCUCCUGUAACACAACUGUAAUUGGUGGCCAUGUAGAACAAGGUGAAUUGUGCCUUCAUAUUUCUCAAACCAAGCAUCUUGAAAUGUGCAAUGGAAAUACUUCACUGCAACCGGAGAUUGUACUCAUUCCUAAGCUUGUAGUGAACUCUGCUGGCUUGAGUGCCCCUGCUCUUGCUAAGCGAUUUGAUGGCCUCCAAAGUGCAGUUAUUCCCACUGCUUAUUAUGCUCGUGGCUGCUACUUCACCCUCUCUAAUACUGGAAUAUGUCCUUUCAAACAUUUGAUAUAUCCUAUACCAGAAGAUGGUGGCCUUGGAGUGCAUGUGACUUUGGAUUUAAAUGGUCAGGUCAAGUUUGGCCCCAAUGUGGAAUGGAUUGAUGGUAUUGACGACGUUUCAAGCUUCCUGAAUAAGUUUGAUUAUUCUGUAUGCACGAGUCACAUGAAGCUUUUUUACCAUGAAAUAAAGAAGUACUACCCCAAUCUAAAAGAUGAGAGCCUCGAGCCAGGUUAUGCAGGGAUUAGACCGAAGCUUUCAGGUCCUAGACAGCCUCCCGUUGAUUUUUUGAUACAGGGAGAGGAUAUUCACGGAAUAACUGGUCUUGUCAACCUUUUUGGAAUCGAGUCACCUGGCUUAACUUCAAGCAUGGCAAUUGCCGAGCACAUAGCCACAAUGUAGACCUACAACAUUGCACAUUAUAUGAAGACAAUGAUUUCUAUACUAGGAAUGAAGGUGGUGAUGAAGUAAUGUAUCUCAUCAAGGUGACUGCAAUUUGUAUUUCCUUCAACUUAGCCGUAAACACUUUAAAAGA
This is a messenger RNA of Argentina anserina (silverweed cinquefoil), 1545 nucleotides long. RefSeq names its product L-2-hydroxyglutarate dehydrogenase, mitochondrial. Lineage: Eukaryota; Viridiplantae; Streptophyta; Magnoliopsida; Rosales; Rosaceae. Bases 168 to 1412 code for a protein of 414 amino acids. Gene Ontology annotation, molecular function: (S)-2-hydroxyglutarate dehydrogenase activity. The record is from RefSeq and is a predicted model, not a curated record. The transcript is spliced from 5 exons.